CGUUGGGAACGUUGUAUCGUGGUUCUAUCCGCUUUCCGAUUGUACGACAAAAUGCCUCCUAAAGCGAGUGGCAAAGCCGUAAAGAAGGCCGGUAAGGCUCAAAAGAAUAUUAGCAAGACUGACAAGAAGAAGAAGCGCAAGAGGAAGGAGAGCUACGCCAUUUACAUCUACAAAGUAUUGAAGCAAGUACAUCCGGACACCGGAAUCUCCAGCAAAGCUAUGAGCAUCAUGAACAGCUUUGUCAACGAUGUAUUCGAGAGAAUCGCCGCGGAAGCGUCGAGACUAGCGCAUUACAACAAGCGCUCGACGAUCACCUCUCGGGAGAUCCAGACGGCUGUGAGACUUCUGUUGCCCGGUGAAUUGGCGAAGCACGCAGUCAGCGAAGGCACGAAAGCAGUAACCAAGUACACUAGUUCCAAAUGAAGCAAUAUUUAAUAUAUU
This is a messenger RNA of Trachymyrmex septentrionalis, 441 nucleotides long. Its product is annotated as histone H2B. Lineage: Eukaryota; Metazoa; Arthropoda; Insecta; Hymenoptera; Formicidae. Gene Ontology annotation, cellular component: nucleosome. Gene Ontology annotation, molecular function: protein heterodimerization activity; structural constituent of chromatin; DNA binding. The record is from RefSeq and is a predicted model, not a curated record. The coding region runs from base 52 to 423 and encodes 123 amino acids. The transcript is spliced from 3 exons.